AAUGCCAAUGUUGCUGCGCGCAGGGGAGCGGGCGACCGGGUGUAGCCGAAGAGAGAAACGACAGGUCCUCGCAGGAAGCUUCUCAAAGGUCAUCAUGGAUUGUGGCACGAGCAGCUCUUUUUGUAGCUGUUGUCGUUGGCGUUCCUCCUCCUUCAAGAUCUCCCUCUCCCGGUCGCCAAUCAUUCCCAUUUUUGUGCUUUUCCUCCUUGUCCCUUCUCCCUUCUUUUGUCAGGCUCGUUCGUUGGAAACCGCCACCUUCCGCGCCACGAAUCAGACUUUCCAGCCUGGGGAUGAGCUACAGAAGCUGAAGAUGAUAAGGGCUCAUCUCAAGGACAUCAAUAAGCCUCCCCUCAAAACAAUUAAGAGCCUUGAUGGAGAUAUAAUAGACUGCAUUCUAUCUCACCAGCAACCAGCCUUUGAUCAUCCUCUAUUAAAGGGACAAAAGCCAUUGGAUCCACCAAAGAUGCCGAAAGGGUAUAAUUCGACUACUGUGGCCAUAGAGAUUCUUCAACCGUGGAGAAUGUCGGGCGAGGUGUGCCCAGAAGGGACGGUGCCGAUACGGAGGAUGAGCGAAGCAGACGUGUUGAGGGCUUCUUCAAUUCAAACGUUUGGGAAAAAAGUGAGAAGCCAUGCCCUCACAGACACUUCAGACAAUUCUCCUGAGUAUGCGAUAGUGUAUGUGGAUCAAGAUCAAUACUAUGGAGCCCAAGCAACCAUAAAUGUGUGGCAACCUUAUGUGGCUCAAGAUGAUGAAAUUAGCGUCGCCCAGUUGUGGGUCAGCGCCGGCACUGAUGGCGUUGACCUUAACACCAUUGAAGUUGGCUGGCAGGUUUAUCCAGGAUUGUAUGGGGACGACACUACGAGGCUCUUCAUUUAUUGGACUAAUGAUGACUACAAAAAAACAGGAUGUUACAACUUGCUGUGCCCGGGAUUUGUCCAGACCAACAAUGGGAUUGCAAUUGGGUCACCACUUGAGCCUAUGUCCUCCUACGGUGGCGCUCAAAUUGAUAUAACCUUGCUGGUUUGGAAGGACCUGGAUACCGGGAAUUGGUGGCUCUUAUUGGAACCAAACAUCUUUCUCGGGUACUGGCCAUCGGUCUUGUUCACUCACCUCGAUGACCACGCGAGCGAGGUGAAUUUCGGCGGGGAGAUCAUGAACACAAACGCCAUGGGCAAACAUACGAGUACCGAGAUGGGGAGCGGGCAUUUCGCCGAAGAAGGGUACAGAAAAGCCGCCUAUUUUCAGCAAUUGCAAGUGGUGGAUGGGAGCAACGAGCUCCUCCCUGUGCAAAACGCCGAGACCGUGGUGAGUUACCCAAAUUGCUACGACCUCGAACGAGGGAACGAUCCAAAUUGGGGGUACUCUUUCUUCUAUGGAGGACCCGGAAGGUCUGGGAAUUGUCCCUAAAAAGUUGGGGUUGUGGGUAAAACAAAGGAAGAA
Molecule: messenger RNA, 1441 nt
Organism: Eucalyptus grandis
Lineage: Eukaryota; Viridiplantae; Streptophyta; Magnoliopsida; Myrtales; Myrtaceae
Exons: 7
Coding region: 2-1408 (468 amino acids)
Source: RefSeq, a predicted model, not a curated record